AUGCAGCAUAUCCUGGUUGUCGGUGGAAAUGGAUUCAUUGGGUCAGCAAUCUGUAAAGCUGCUCUUUCGCGUGGAAUGCAAGUGACCAGCGUUAGCUCUUCCGGUCGACCUUAUCAGACCCCAAAAGGACAUAGUCCAGCGUGGACAUCCAAAGUUCAAUGGAGAAAGGGCGACGCGUUAAAUCCUGACACCUUUGUAGAUAUCCUAUCGGAGGUCAAUGGAGUGGUCCAUACUCUGGGUACACUGCUGGAAGACGGGGAAUACAAAGCCGCACUCAGGCGAGGAGACCCUUUCAAGCUGUUUGGGUCUUUUUUGAACGGGGUGAUAGGACAAACCAAUCCCCUCAAGAAGUCGUCCCAGAGUGCACAAGGCACAGGAACAUAUGAAGUUCUUAAUAGGGAUACAGCUCUGCGCGUUUGUGAAGCGUUCGUCGCAAACGCAGCAAGAGUAGAAGGCCCACCCCGACCAUUCAUCUACAUCUCAGCCGAAGAUAUCUUCCGACCAAUAAUCCCUGCUAAAUAUAUCGAAACUAAGCGGGAAGCUGAACAAGGUCUAGAAUUGCUUCUUGCAAGAGAAUCUUACAGAGGCAUAUACGUGCGACCGAGCUUAGUAUAUCAUGCUCACUACCGCCCACUUACAUCUCCUGCGGCGGUACUUUUCGAUUUAUCCGCCAAUCUACACGCCAAGGCCCCAUUAGCCUUCCCAACUCCGUCAAGAAUCCUUCGACACCUUGCAUCAACGUUUCCCUCUUCGUCCGCUUCUCUUCAGUCGAUCGCCAACGCUAUGGUCAUACCGCCUAUCCAUGUCGACCAUGUUGCAGCGGCCGCGUGCGUAGCUCUUGAGCGGCCUGAUGUGAAGGGCGUAGUCGGUGUGAACGAGAUGAGGAAGCUUUUGGAAUGGCCCGAACGGUCUAGUAAACACCAGCCUGCGGGAGUUAAUAGUUUUUCGUGA
Molecule: messenger RNA, 951 nt
Organism: Pleurotus ostreatus (oyster mushroom)
Lineage: Eukaryota; Fungi; Basidiomycota; Agaricomycetes; Agaricales; Pleurotaceae
Exons: 6
Coding region: 1-951 (316 amino acids)
Cellular component (GO): mitochondrion
Molecular function (GO): protein-containing complex binding
Source: RefSeq, a predicted model, not a curated record